AUGAGUCGUGGUGAUCGGUUGUUCAAGCCAAGUAAUCGUAAAGAAGCUAUCCUGAUGACUGACCAGUAUUGUGGAUGUCAUGAACACCAAGUUGCAUUCGUGGCUAAGGUCAGCCUGGCUGAGCUGGAUGAAAAAAGAAAACAAACUCUGUCCAAGUUGAAUAACACUACAGGUCGCAUUUGUUCUCUGUGGUUUUUUCAAACUUCACUGAAAAAACUCCUUGAAAAGACACCCCAGAAUAGAAAAAAGAAUACCUGUGGAUUUUCAUCUCUCUCUCUACAUGCAAGUAGCUUCACACCAAACACCUGGCAUUCUCCAGUUCAGGUCAAAGAUACUCCUUUACAAGUGUUUACUCCACAAAUAGAUGACUUGACAUUUGAUGACUUACAAACCAAUACCUGCCUUGAUUUUUCACCUGCCAACCCAACUUAUGACUCAGCACCUAAAAUCACACAAAGGCAAUUCAUUUUCCAACAGAAUGCCUCUACAUCAAGGGUACUGCCCAAGUUAGGUAUCAGUCUUGAUGAUUCCCAAUUUUCUUGGACAAGUUCUUUGGCCACACCGCCAACUUACACAGCAGAAGGUGCUUUGCUGGAUAAAGAUGAGACUGAAUUGCAGGAACAAAUGACUAAAUCAAAGACCUUGGCUCGUGCCUUGUUCUCUCCUGAUAAAGAACAGUCCAUACAAGAUAUGAAUGUUCUGAAAAGUGCAGUCAAACCUAAUAUAACAAUCUCUACACAACAAGACAACCAGGAAGUGUACUCCAAGAAAUCCAUUGAACAAGAUCUUGAAUCAGAUACAAGUUCUUUGGUUCAUAAAGAUGCAGAAUUAUGUAACAAGUUUUCUGAUGUUCACUCAAUAACUGACAAACAGCAUGAAGGAAUUCUUGAAAGCUGUUCUCAAUUUGAAAUAGCAGUAGAUUCUGUCACCAAUUCAAUUCCUGUAGAAUCUACAGCAAAAGGAAAGCAGAUCAAUGUGAAAGAAGAAAGCCUGAAAAGGGCUCAAAACCUUCUUAGUGAUGAAUCACACCAGGCUCAGUCCUGUGGAGGCUUUUCAACUGCAAAAGGAAAGCAGAUCAAUGUGAAAGAAGAAAGCCUGAAAAGGGCUCAAAACCUUCUUAGUGAUGAAUCAAUACAGGCUCAGUCCUGUGGAGGCUUUUCAACAGCAAAAGGAAAGCAGAUCAAUGUGAAAGAAGAAAACCUGAAGAAGGCUCAAAACCUUCUCAGUGAUGAAUCAAUCCAGGCUCAGUCCUGUGGAGGCUUUUCAACUGCAAAAGGAAAGCAGAUCAAUGUAAAAGAAGAAAGCCUGAAAAGGGCUCAAAACCUUCUUAGUGAUGAAUCAAUCCAGGCUCAGUCCUGUGGAGGCUUUUCAACUGCAAAUGGAAAGCAGAUCAAUAUGAAAGAAGAAAGCCUGAAGAAGGCUCAAAACCUUCUCAGUGAUGAAUCAAUCCAGGCUCAGUCCUGUGGAGGCUUUUCAACUUCAAAUGGAAAGCAGAUCAAUGUGAAAGAAGAAAGCCUGAAAAGGCCUCAAAACCUUCUCAGUGAUGAAUCAAUCCAGGCUCAGUCCUGUGGAGGCUUUUCAACUGCAAAAGGAAAGCAGAUCAAUGUGAAAGAAGAAAACCUGAAGAAGGCUCAAAACCUUCUCAGUGAUGAAUCAAUCCAGGCUCAGUCCUGUGGAGGCUUUUCAACUUCAAAUGGAAAGCUGAUCAAUGUGAAAGAAGAAAGCCUGAAAAGGCCUCAAAACCUUCUCAGUGAUGAAUCGAUCCAGGCUCAGUCCUGUGGAGGCUUUUCAACUGCAAAUGGAAAGCAGAUCAAUGUGAAAGAAGAAAGCCUGAAGAAGGCUCAAAAUCUUCUCAGUGAUGAAUCGGUUAUUUCAUCUUUGACUGCCCUUGGUAAAGAUGUCGCUAUCUCUGAGAAAUCAGUGAAUAAAGUCAGGCAAAUUUUUGAUGCAGAAAACGAAGAAAAACCAGCUUGUUCUAAUGCAAAAUAUCAACGAAAGGAAACACCCUUUCUUGGAGCAGCUAUCAACCACAAGCCAGAGGACUGGGUAUAUAUAAAUCCCCAGUUGGACACUAAUGAAAAUUCAAUCCCCUCUACAUUCAAAAAUUUACAACAUGAAACAAACAAAAUCCAUUUACUUUCCCAGAAAAACAAUUCCAUAUCUUGGCAACCUAGCAUGUCAACACCAGAAUCAGAUCGCCCAGGAAUCUUCCCAUUAUUUACUGAUCCUGUGGAAAUUCAUUCAGACCAAAAGUUCGCAUCUAAAAAGCAUUCUUUUUCUGACCUUGUUUCAUGGAACCUAUUAGAUACUGAACAGAGUGUUCAAGGAAAGACAGUUGGGAAAAAUAAGCAAGAUGCCACCUCAAAAAAGGUUGACUUUAAGACACCAUAUUGUAAAACUCCAAGGAAAAGGAUUUUGCCUCAAAAUGGCAUUCUUACUUGCCGAAAGGCAUCAAGAAAACAGAUAAAAUUUUCUUACUUACUUGAAGGCAUCAAAAUGCCUUCAUUCCUGCCAGAACAGCUCAUUGCCUAUGGCAUUCAUCCAAACACUUUGGCAGUCACCUCUACAAAUGCUGCUAACUUUAGAUUUCAGUUGUCUACUUUCUACAAUGUCAACUGUCUUCACAGAAUUAUUGUUGGAGAUGGUGCCAUUCUUGUUCCAGACAGUAAAUCUACAGCAGGCAAGGAAGAAUUCUUCAGAGCCUUCCAGACAAUUGGAGGGGUUGACCCUAAGCUCAUCACUCCUCAGUGGCUGUUUAACCAUUAUCGCUGGAUUAUUUGGAAACUGGCGGCCUAUGAAGUCAGCCUACCUCACUACUUUGGGGGAAGAUGUUUGAACCCAGAAAUGGUGGCUCUGCAGUUGAAGUUCCGAUACGACCUUGAGAUUGACAAAUGUCAGAGGCCUGCUCUGAGAAGGAUAAUUGAGAGAGACGACUCCCCUGCCAAGCGGUUGGUCCUUUGUGUGUCUCAUUUAAAUCCAGAAUUAAAUGUGUCUACUGCACCGACAACUACAUCUCAACUACUUAAAAGCAUUGAAGUUACUGAUGGAUGGUAUUCAACAAAAUUAUUUCUUGACUGCCAUCUUUCUUUCCUUAUAUCAAAAGGGAAGCUAAAAAUUGGCCAGAAAUUGUGCAUAUCCAAUGCAGAAAUUGUUGGCAGUGACACAGCCUGCAGCCCCCUUGAGAGCCCAGAUAGUGUCGGUUUGAAAGUGUCUGGUAAUUGCUGUCGUCCUGCACAAUGGGAUGCUAAAUUGGGAUUUCAGGAUGACCCUCGACCUUUGUGCCUGUCUAUCAUUCAUAUUGCUGCAGAUGGAGGACUGGUUGGUUGUAUAGAUGUCAUUGUGACCAGAAUCUACCCUAUCAGAUAUAUGGAGAAAGUUCCCGGUGGUGGAAGUGUCUUCCGGUCAAGUCGAGCUGAAAGCAAACAAGAACAAAGACAUGAAGUGUUGCAACAGGAAGCAGUGGAAAAACUCUACAAUAAAUUGCAGGCUUCUUUUGAAUCCUGCUUUCCUAAACAAGGUUCAAAACAGUGUAAGAACUGGAGCCAAGAAGAAAUCCAACAACUGGACAAUGGUCAAGACCUUUAUGAAGCCAUGAUGUAUGCAUUACAACCUGAUACGUUCCUUGAUUGCCUUUCAGAAUUGCAGUUGGUUAUGCUGGCUGAUUACAAAAGAUUGGCUGAAGAAUUAAAAGCUCAGAAAAUGAAGGAAGAAUUCCAGAACGCCAUUUCCAAUGACAAACAUGCCAGUCUGAAGAGAAAUGUCACUCCUGUAAUGAAAGUAAGACUUGUUGGUUGCAGCCAUAUUGAUCAACAACAAAAGGCCAGCACCAUUUUGACAAUCUGGAGACCUUCUGAAGACCUGCAACAGUUGCUUGAGGAAGGUCAGCGCUACCGUAUUUAUAAUGUCAUGCCAUCACCUGCCAGGUUUUCUUACCUCUCUGGCCUUCAAGUUCACCUUACUGUUACUCGUUCAACCUAUUUUGAAUCUCUUAAAACACAUCCCAGCAUUCCUCAAGAUCUCUUUCAUCCACGAAAGAUUUCAUCUGCUGUUGAGCUGCAAACAAAAUCUGUUCAAGAAGACCAUUCUGAAGUAGAUGUGACUGGAAUUGUACUAAAAAUAACCAAAUCAAUCGGUGCUAACCAAAGAAAAAUGGAACUGCUUUAUGCUGUCGACAUAGAAGGGAAUAUUUUCACAUUACGCUUUUGGGGUGGCUUGCAGAUUUUCUCUGUAAAUGAUUUUCUCUUGGAAGGCAUGGUCUUUGCUGGCCUAAACCUUCUGCUACAACACCAAACUUCUCACAGAGGCACUUCCAUUGCAAUACUGGAUGCCUGCAGUGAAGUGUCCCACUUCAGUUUGAAUCCUCACCAGGAACAUUUGAGAGAUUCCAUCAACCAACUUAACAAACUCAAGGCCAUACAAGAAUUUCUAGUGAAAUCCAAAGAGAAACUGGAUUCACUCUUAGCAGAAGAAAACUUCUCUCUCAUUUUACCCAAGACACCAUCCACCACUGAUGUGUGCUCAAAUAGUCUGACUGUACACAGAUCUGAUGAAGCCAGAAAAAUGCAAAGGAUGCUCCAACAAAACAAAUGUGCCAAGCUGCUGACCUAUGAAAGUGGCCCAAGUUUAUCACCAUUGUCACUCCAAGUGCCUUCAACUGUACGCAAAGCAUUUAAACCCCCCUCUAUAACAAAGUUAAAAAACUGA
Acanthosepion pharaonis is the source of this 4704-nucleotide messenger RNA. NCBI's taxonomy places the organism in Eukaryota, Metazoa, Mollusca, Cephalopoda, Sepiida, Sepiidae. The record is from the annotation of a GenBank genome assembly.